UUCCAGAUUAAUAUUUUCGCGAAAAGCGGGUAAAAAGCUGUCAAAGCAUAUGAUUUCGCGACAUGCUAGUACUGCAGCUCGCGUCAUUAAAGGCACAAUUCGUCCUGGUAUACCAUCGAAGGUUGCAUUAUGGUUAACACCUGAAGCUGUGAAACGUGUGAAAUAUUUGCUUAGCAAACAACCGGAAACGGCAGCAUUAAAAAUAAGCGUAAGGCAACGUGGUUGUAAUGGAUUGACGUAUACAUUGGAUUAUGCCCAACAUAAAGCAAAAUUUGAUGAAGAAGUUGUACAGGAUGGUGUGCGUUUGUGGAUUGAUCCGAAAGCGCAGCUAACGUUGUUAGGUAGUGAAAUGGAUUAUGUGGAAGAUCGUCUGUCUUCUGAAUUCGUUUUUCGCAAUCCAAACAUUAAGAGUACUUGUGGUUGCGGUGAAAGCUUUAGUAUAUGAUAAUUUGCAUAUGUUUUGAAAUCCUCAACACUAGUUUGGCUUAUUUUAUUCCAUAGUAAGCAAGUAGUUUGCGAUUUUGUUCAUAAAGCUAUUUAUGUGUAUUAAGUAGAUUAAGUAGAUUAAGUUAAUUCAUUAUCAUGUAUUUAGUAUUGUCAGGGAUAACAAAUCUCUUCAAUAAUGCAUUACAAAAAGUAAUUUUUUG
Molecule: messenger RNA, 647 nt
Organism: Loa loa (African eye worm)
Lineage: Eukaryota; Metazoa; Nematoda; Chromadorea; Rhabditida; Onchocercidae
Exons: 3
Coding region: 50-445 (131 amino acids)
Biological process (GO): iron-sulfur cluster assembly
Cellular component (GO): mitochondrion; cytoplasm
Molecular function (GO): 2 iron, 2 sulfur cluster binding
Source: RefSeq, a predicted model, not a curated record